Molecule: messenger RNA, 345 nt
Organism: Entamoeba invadens IP1
Lineage: Eukaryota; Evosea; Mastigamoebida; Endamoebidae
Exons: 1
Coding region: 1-345 (114 amino acids)
Biological process (GO): box C/D snoRNP assembly
Source: RefSeq, a predicted model, not a curated record
AUGGACAAGUCGAUGUUAUUAGUUGAAAACGGCGAGAAGCGGAACACUCCGAUGGUGAUGGAGGUUGGAGAAGUGAAGCGAGGCUUUACGACGAAAGUAGGAGCGAGCGAAGCACUUUUGCGAGCGAAACGAUUUCUUCCGAUGAUGGCUGAAGCGAACAAAGGAGUGACGGUUGGUGAGAAGGAUGUUGAUAUUGAACCAUUGGACAAGUCAAACCCUACUUCAGAAGACACGAAGAAGGAGACGACUGACGGGAAAUGUUACGUUGAGAUGGAUAUAGCUCUUGGCGUCUUAGAAGAGAAAGGGAGUGGCUCCGAGUCUGAAUGUUGUAUUGAAGAGAUUUGA